Papaver somniferum (opium poppy) is the source of this 2544-nucleotide messenger RNA. RefSeq lists its product as uncharacterized. The record is from RefSeq and is a predicted model, not a curated record. NCBI's taxonomy places the organism in Eukaryota, Viridiplantae, Streptophyta, Magnoliopsida, Ranunculales, Papaveraceae. Bases 127 to 2277 code for a protein of 716 amino acids. The transcript is spliced from 4 exons.
AUCUCAUCGAUUUUGUGCUGUAUAUUCAGAAAGAAAAAAGAAAACCCUAAUCUUAGAUUCAGAAAUCAAACCCUAAUUUCUCAUCCUUUUGAUUGAAUUUGUAUCCUAUAUUUGUUGUGUAUAAUAAUGGUUAAUUCAAAGGAAGAUAAAUUUGUUGUUGGUGGUGGUGAUAAUGAAAUCGAUGGUUCUGAUCUUGUAAAUCAAGUAAAUGGUGUUCAGGAGGAUGAAUUGGAAGUUGAAGUUGCUUUGAUGGAUUCGUCUACGAGUGUAUCAUCAUCGUCGUCAUCAAGACUUGUGGUGAACAGGAGGAGUGGUACAAAUGAAGGUAGUUUUACAGAGAGGUUAAGAGAUAUACUAAGUGGUGAAGGAGGAGAUGAAGAUCUAGCGAAUGAUAGAGGGAAUAAUUUUGUUCAGUGGCUUCAAGCUUUGGAUAUACAGUUACUUGGUGCUUGUCGGGCGGAUGAGAGGAUGAAGCCUUUGUUUAAGUUGAAUGUGUCAAGUGGUGUAGCUGAAGAUCGAUUGCUUGCUCACUUGAGUCAGCAUUUUGAUGCAGCGGAGGUUGGGAUACUAGCCAGAUGCUUGUUUAUGCCACUUGUGUCGAUUCGUGUUGGAAAGGUCAUCAAGCAAGGGUCUCUUCUUCGUCCAACUGCUGAAAGGGGAAAUCUGAACCUGACACUGUUACCAAACUCAGAUUUGCGCAUCUCAUUCGUUGGAGAUGAUGGUUCCACUGAAAGAUUGGCUACGCUCAGUGAAGUUUCAGAAAGUUCUAUGGUAGUAAUCAAAGAAAUCCAGGCUGAUAGUUCUGGUCGUUCUUUUCUUGUGCAAGUCCUGGGUGGUCAAGACUCAUAUUUCUGGUGUUCUGAGAAGUCAAAGGCGUUCGGUCAUCAGUUACUGGCGAAGUUGAAGGAUUUACUUGGGAAAAAACCAUCUUUGUCAAAGCUAACUGGAAUCUCCGAGUCACGACUUGACUGCUUUGCAGUGCAUCUUCACGAAUAUCUUCUUGGAUCAUUGACUGGCGCGAAAACAAGCACGUCCGAUGAAAUGAUCUCUUUGUUAGGCUCUGCAUUUGACGAGUCAUCCGAAUUUCAUUCCAGCACCCUAGUCUCAUCCUUGUCUUCAAAGCCUUUUCGUUCUCAACAGAACAACAGUAAUGUGGCAGCUGCAAAUUCGCUUAAUCAGGGAACCUCAAAUCGCUUAGUUCCCCUCUUGGAAAAUCAGCUUAUGGAAAACCUUAGGCUGCAUGGAGACAGUUCUUGCAGCUUUCCAGGGAUUGAUGACUUGCCUCUUUUUUCUACAUCCACGAUCAACGAGCUUCCAACAAGGCAAACUGAUAAUAUACCAACAGAGUCCGGCACAUUGGCUCCUCUCUCAUCUGUUAGCCUGGAAUCUCUUGGAGCGUUUACUCCUUUAAAUGCAUCAUCCCAGAAUCUUCCCUCAUUUCAAGUUUCCACUCCAGGUUCUACUCUUUUCUCUCCCUACAACAACUGUUGGUAUCCCCCUUCGGCACCAACCCUGCAAUAUACAGUUACAGCACCACAUUUACCAAUGACGUUGCCUGAAUCUCUUUCUCUGCCACCAUUAAUAUCAGCUGUUAGAUCGUCCUCAAGUCCACCGAUCCAACCUAUGCCGUCGCUACAUUUGGCUAAUUUUCCAUCAUUAGAUUUCACUGAUUUUAAGACAGAUCCAAUGGUACAUGUACAUUUGUCAGGCUCAUCUUUCAUUGCAGGGCCUAGCUCACAGCAAAUUCCAGCUUUUACGCCUUUGUUCUGUGACUCAAUUGUACACAUUCCUGUUCUUGAUGUUUGCUCCUCCGGCGGUCAAGGCUACUUGGUAAGUGCAGGCCCAGCUAUUUCAACCACGAUCAUCCCUCCUUUACACCAAAACAUUGUUAACCCUUUGAUGCCACAAACUGAAUCUUCGGCGGAGAAGGGAGCCAGGGAAACCCUGCAGUUAUUGCUAGCUUCAACGCAGAUGGUGAACAGCCCACAGUUGAUGAUGCAGCAGGUUCUUACCCUAACUGAAGAAAAGCCAUGUAGUAACAGUAUCUCUUUUGCAGCAAGUCAUGGUCUGUACAGUGGAAAUAGAGAUGUCAAUGCUAUUAUUGCUAACAGCAUUGCGACUAUUCCUAUGAUGUCCUUGCCAAAUGGGGUAUCUGGUGCAGGUCUGUUUACAAAGAAUAGUCAUGAUGAUGGCAGCAAUGAAUCAGAAAUUCAGUCUGGAUUUGGAGGAAGAUCGUAUUUCUUGGACGAUGGUGAUGAUGCAAGGGGUUGUUCUUGAUUGAAUCAUGUCAUAUCCCAAGCGAUGAUGGUAAAGGCAUUCAGAUAUAGGUAUUAGUUGAACUUCAUGUAGUAGUACAGAAUAUAUUUUUACUAGUAGUAGUCAUUUUGGGUGUAGCCUCUUUUUUUUUUGGCCCUUUUAAAUGGGCAAUAGUGUUCAAAGGAAAAGGAAAAGUAAAAGAAAGUGUAAAUGUGAUGUAAAAACUGUCUUUAAGAAAACAUUUUCAACUGGUAUUGUUGAAAAGGUUGUUGUUAGUGCUAUUAGUUA